AUGUCUUCCGUCUCAGACCCCCUCGCCCAAGGCGAGACUGCCCCCCUCCACGACGGCGGCUUCCACACGAUCCUAAACUUCCGCGACGUGGGCGCUACAAUCAACGCCCACCUCAACAAAAAGCUUCUCAAGGAGGGUCUCCUCUUCCGCUCCGCCCGCCCCGACGAGGCCACCCUCGCAGACCGAGACCGCCUCAGGACCCACUACGGCAUCAGGACCGUCAUGGACCUCCGGAGCAAGACCGAGCACAGCCAGGCCGCUGAGAAGCGCGCUGCCCUCACGAGGAGCCCAGAGGUCGUGGCCAAGAACAAGGCACUGGCCGAGCCGGCUCGGAUCCCCGGCAUUGAGUACCGGGACGUCAAGAUCACGGGGCCUGGCUUCGAGAAGCACAUGUUGGGCCAGAUGAGCUGGGGAGGUUUCUUCAAACUCAUCUCCCUCUAUACAAUCGGCCAACGCAUGCCUGCGAUCGCCACCUUAGGCCGCGAGGUAAUGACCCCCCGCGGCCUCCUAGGCCUCGCAAACGACACCCUAGACGCCUCCGGCUCAGACAUCGCCACAGGCCUGCGCACCCUGCUACCAUCAUCCUCACCUUCCUCGCAGCAGCAGCAACCCCUCCCUGUCCUGGUUCACUGCACCCAGGGCAAGGACCGCACAGGCCUCAUGAUCUGCCUGCUCCUGCUCAUCUGCUCCGUACCCCUCGAGGCCAUAGAGUACGACUACGAGCUCACCGACGAGAAGCUCGUCGAGGAAAGGGGCGAGCGGCUGCAGGAGAUCCGCGCCAUGGGCCUGAGCGACGAGUUCGGGCGGACGGUGAAGGGCUUCGUACAGGGGGUCACGGCUCACCUGGACGACAAGUACGGAGGCCUGGACAGGUAUCUGGACGGCAUUGGGUUUGGUGAGGGUGACAGAGCGGCGGUGAGGAGGUCGCUGAUGUAUUGA
Messenger RNA from Cryphonectria parasitica EP155, 939 nucleotides. RefSeq lists its product as uncharacterized. Gene Ontology annotation, molecular function: phosphoprotein phosphatase activity. Bases 1 to 939 code for a protein of 312 amino acids. Gene Ontology annotation, biological process: dephosphorylation. The record is from RefSeq and is a predicted model, not a curated record. The transcript is spliced from 2 exons. NCBI's taxonomy places the organism in Eukaryota, Fungi, Ascomycota, Sordariomycetes, Diaporthales, Cryphonectriaceae.